AUGAAGAGAGGGAAGGAAGAUAUUCGAUUUGGGGAUGUUGUUAGUAGAUAUGAGAAGUACAGUAUAUAUGAUGAACUUAAUAAGAAUACAAUAGACAAGAAUAUAAUAAAGAAAAUAUCCAUAUUAUAUGAUAUAUUUAAACAUAUAAAUAACGUACAGAAUAAUAAUACGAAUGAUUUUAUAUAUACUAAUGAUAUUAUAUAUUGUUUAAGAUAUGAUAACUUUGUUCGUAUACGCUUCCAUAUAAUUUCGAUGGAAAGAAAUAAAAUAAAUAAUAUAGAUAAAGAUAAUUACAAUUUUAUAGAAAACUUAAAUAAUAUAAUAUCCAAUAUAUAUAAUCCAUCAUAUUAUGAUAAAUUUUUAAAUAAUAAAAUAAUAUGUGAUAAAGAAAAAUUAAAUAUUAUGUUAAAAUAUAUUAGAGAAAUUGAAAAUGCAUAUAUAUAUAAAUAUAGAAGUGAUCAUAAUAUAAAAUUAACUUUCGAUGUUUUCUCUCAUACUUUUUAUAUUUUCCUUUCAUAUGAUUAUAAAAAAAAAUUAAGUAUAAAAAAUUUUAAAAAUAAAUAUAAUCAAAUAGAAAAUAAUAAUAUUUAUGAAUACACACCUGCACAAAAAAUGUUACAAUUUAAUUCCUUAGGAACAUUCUUAACAACAAACUUAGCUUAUCAAACAAAUUAUAAAAAUCCAACAUAUAAUUAUAAUUCUUUUGAACAUGAAACACUUGAAAGAAUAACACCAUUCAUUUAUGAGUCUGAACAUAUCAUCAAUCAUUUACAUAAAAAAAAAAUAUAUCCUAUAAAAAACCUAGAAAUAGAAAAUGACUUUUUUAUAAAAAAUAAAAAUUAUGAACAAAACAUGACCAACUUAAUUAAGUUGGAAAAAAUCAAAGAUGAGCACAAAAGACUGAAAAAUAAUAUUCAGCACAAUUUUUUAUUCUAA
Molecule: messenger RNA, 936 nt
Organism: Plasmodium falciparum 3D7
Lineage: Eukaryota; Apicomplexa; Aconoidasida; Haemosporida; Plasmodiidae
Source: RefSeq, a predicted model, not a curated record